CUUCCUGGUGGGUUAUGACCCCUGCAGGCAUUUUUCAGACUCUUCUUCCCUGCCCGCCUCCAGGUCCUCUGCAUCCAUCUGAAGCGUUUCCGGCACGAAGUCAUGUAUUCCUUCAAGAUCAACAGCCACGUUUCCUUCCCCCUGGAAGGCCUGGAUCUCCGGCCCUUCCUGGCCAAGGAGAGCAUCUCCAAAGUCACCAACUACGACCUCCUCUCGGUGAUUUGCCACCACGGCACGGCCGGCAGUGGACAUUACAUUGCCUACUGCCAGAACAUGAUCAAUGGCCAGUGGUACGAAUUCGAUGACCAGUACGUGACGGAAGUGCACGAAACGGUCGUGCAGAACGCCGAGGCUUACGUCUUGUUUUACAGAAAAAGCAGCGAGGAGGCUGUCCGGGAGCGCCAGAAAGUCGUCUCGUUGGCCACCUUGAAGGAGCCCGGACUGCUCCAGUUCUACAUCUCCCGCGAAUGGCUGAACAAAUUCAACACCUUCACGGAGCCCGGGCCCAUCAGCAACCACACCUUCCUGUGCUCCCAUGGAGGAAUUCCACCGAAUAAAUACCAUUAUAUUGACGAUCUGGUGGUGAUUCUGCCCCAGAAUGUUUGGGAAUACCUGUAUAACAGGUUUGGGGGCGGCCCGGCUGUGAAUCACCUCUACGUCUGUUCAGUGUGCCAGGUGGAGAUCGAAGCCCUGGCUAAGCGGAGGAAAAUGGAGAUUGACACGUUCAUCAAGCUAAACAAAGCUUUCCAGGCAGAGGAGUGCCCGAGCGUCAUUUUCUGCAUCAGCAUGCAGUGGUUCCGUGAGUGGGAGGCCUUCGUCAAAGGGAAGGAUAAUG
Pseudonaja textilis is the source of this 835-nucleotide messenger RNA. The record is from RefSeq and is a predicted model, not a curated record. Lineage: Eukaryota; Metazoa; Chordata; Lepidosauria; Squamata; Elapidae.